AUGAGUGGGCCCGGAGAACCCACCAUUGCCGACCAGUAUUUCAUAGGCAACCAGCAGUGGGGAGUCGCUAUUUGUCGCCAGUGCGAGUGUGGCGUGAAGCCCGGAGAGAUAGUCCACCAUUUAACCAACAUUCAGGGCCAGCACCGUAUCAGCAGAUGUGUUGCAGAACAGGUAGUGGAAAUCAUCCGCCAAACCGAUAAAUGGAACUGCGUCGAGGAAGAGAUUAGGUCGCUCCCCACGGCCGUGGAUCGGCCCAUUCUGGCGUUACCAAUUUACCAAGAUGGGUUACAGUGCCAGUUUUGUAGGCAAAUUUACCGCAGUCGCGAUAGUUUGCGAGUUCACUGGUCGAAGAAGCAUCGGUUUUCGGCGUACGGCCAUGGGAGCAAGCCACGACCAUCCGAAAUUGCCGCAGGGAAAGCAGAAACAAGAGGAGGGGUCAAGGCAGUUGUGUGCCAGCGAGUUUUCCCACGUGGAUUAAGGUCGCAUUACAUCCAUAUUCUGUACGAGCCCGAAGCACCACCGCCCCUGGCCACGCAGGCCGCCGAAGCCGUGGACCAAUUGCGAGAGGUGUUUUCACGGAAAAUACAGCUGGAACGCGAGAUCCAGCACGGUACCAUCGACGAAACCAAUCCAUGGUUGGACCGGACGGGAUGGGCGGUAUAUUUACGCGGACGGAAGCCCAAGGGAUUACGGAUAUGCAUUGAAAGCCCGAUGGAAGAUGCGGAGGGGGAUGAGGGUACCGCACGGGUGAUUUGGGAUGCUGUGUUACGUGUUGCUGGCAAAAGCCAGAACAUCACCCAACUUGAACGGACGGGACAUCCAUUUAUUCCGGAUUGA
Molecule: messenger RNA, 837 nt
Organism: Penicillium subrubescens
Lineage: Eukaryota; Fungi; Ascomycota; Eurotiomycetes; Eurotiales; Aspergillaceae
Exons: 1
Coding region: 1-837 (278 amino acids)
Source: RefSeq, a predicted model, not a curated record